Molecule: messenger RNA, 807 nt
Organism: Ceratotherium simum simum (southern white rhinoceros)
Lineage: Eukaryota; Metazoa; Chordata; Mammalia; Perissodactyla; Rhinocerotidae
Source: RefSeq, a predicted model, not a curated record
ACUAUUUUACAGAUGAAGAAAUUGAAGCUCAAAGAGGUUAAGUAACAUAUCCCAAGUCUGGUAUCCAGAGUUACAGGGGAGUUUGGGGAGUUCUGAGUCUACUUGGACUCCAAAGCUCAUGAUCUCUUCAGUACACCAGACUGUGUCUCGAGUGAGGGGAGUGUGGUUCUUUGCUAACACUUCUUAUACACAAAUAAUGAAAUGGUUUCCAGUUUAGCAUUGCAGAUGUCACUUUAUUUUAAUGCCUACUUUUUCCCACUUUGGUGGGUGAGCAGCAUUAUGAUGCUUCAGAUGAAGUAUUCAGUCUUGCCUGAUUACUACAAAUUCAUUGUGGUCACUGUUAUCAUCCUAAUAACCUUAAUUGAAGCUAUCAGGCUGUAUCUGGGCUACAUGGGGAACCUGCAGGAGAAGGUUCCUGAGUUGGCUGGCUUUUGGCUUUUGAGCCUUCUAUUGCAGUUGCCUUUAAUUCUUUUCUUGCUCUUUAAUGAAGGCCUAGCAAAUCUGCCCUUGGAAAAAGCGAUACACAUCAUUUUCACUAUGUUCCUUACUUUCCAAGUUGUUUCAGCAUUUCUUACCCUGAGGAAAAUGGUAAAUCAACUGGCAACUCGUUUCCACUUUCAAGACUUUGACCAGCUCUCUGCAAAUAGAGAAGGCAUGAGAAGAAUGAGAUCCUGUAUAGAAGAGAUUUGACCCAGUGCUGUUGAGUGAAAAUUUGAAAGAUCAUUCUAGAAGACUGCAAGAGUUAGGAAAACAUUAGCGAUCUAACAUAAGAGAAAGGACAAAGCAAGUGUUUUUUUUUUUUUUGUG